Messenger RNA from Striga asiatica, 3393 nucleotides. NCBI's taxonomy places the organism in Eukaryota, Viridiplantae, Streptophyta, Magnoliopsida, Lamiales, Orobanchaceae. The record is from the annotation of a GenBank genome assembly.
UUCAAAUUGGCUCCCAUAUUUUUCGUGAAUUGCAGACCACAUCUCUCUCGCUCUCGGCUCUAGCCAAUCCUCUCCAACUCUACUGCGCAUUGUUUGACAAAUUUCGGUAUACCUGCAACUGUCUGCUACUGAGAUGGCAGUUGCAUCUCAAGCUGCCAUUCGGUUUCCUUCUGUCGGCCCCACAGCUCUUUCUCCCAACUUCAUUGUAAAUGGGAUUGGGAAUGAUCUUCAGCUGAAGCCUCCCAGAGGCGGAGUUGGACGAAGAGUGAGACUCAGAGCUCGUAGGCGGGCGAUGCCGUUGGCGACGUUAGGCGGAUUACUUGGCGGUAUCUUUGGGACGGGCACAGACACCGGCGAGUCUACCAGGCAGCUCUAUGCAAACACCGUCGCACUCAUCAAUCGGAUGGAGCCCGAGAUUUCGUCUCUUUCAGAUUCCCAGCUGAGAGAAAGGGCGUCGGCCUUGCAAGAGCGUGCUAGCCGCGGUGAUUCCUUAGACACCCUUUUGCCUGAAGCAUUUUCAGUAGUUCGGGAGGCUUCUAAAAGGGUACUCGGUCUUCGCCCCUUUGAUGUACAAUUAAUAGAAGGUGGCAUGGUUCUUCACAAAGGAGAAAUAGCUGAAAUGAAAACAGGAGAAGGAAAGACACUUGUGGCCAUAUUGCCUGCUUUUCUGAAUGCAUUGUCGGGGAAAGGAGUUCAUGUUGUUACUGUUAAUGACUAUUUGGCUCGACGAGAUUGCGAAUGGGUUGGUCAAGUUCCACGUUUUCUUGGACUGAAGAGUGUUGAUGAACUUGUCUUGAGGGGUUUCAAUUACUGUGUAAUUGAUGAGGUUGAUUCAAUUCUGAUUGAUGAAGCAAGGACUCCUCUAAUCAUAUCAGGACCUGCGGAGAAACCAAGUGAUCGUUACUAUAAAGCUGCUAAAAUGGCCACAGCUUUUGAGAGAGAGAUACAUUAUACAGUUGACGAGAAACAAAAAACAGUUUUACUUACAGAACAGGGAUAUGCAGAUGCUGAGGAAAUUCUAGAUGUAAAAGAUUUGUAUGAUCCAAGGGAGCAGUGGGCAUCAUACAUAUUAAAUGCUAUAAAAGCUAAGGAACUUUUUGUUAAAGAUGUAAAUUAUAUAAUCAGAGGCAAGGAGGUUCUUAUAGUAGAUGAAUUUACUGGCCGGGUAAUGCAGGGAAGACGCUGGAGUGAUGGACUUCACCAGGCGGUUGAAGCAAAAGAGGGACUGCCCAUACAAAAUGAAACAGUGACCCUGGCUUCAAUUAGUUACCAAAAUUUCUUUCUCCAGUUCCCGAAACUUUGUGGCAUGACUGGCACUGCUGCUACUGAGACGGCAGAAUUUGAGAGCAUAUACAAGCUCAAAGUUACAAUUGUUCCUACAAACAAGCCCAUGAUAAGAAAGGAUGAAUCAGAUGUAGUGUUCAGGGCAACUACAGGGAAAUGGCGGGCUGUUGUAGUAGAGAUAUCUCGGAUGAAUAAAACAGGUCGGCCGGUUCUUGUUGGAACAACUAGUGUUGAGCAGAGUGAUGCACUGUCCGAACAGCUCCGUAAAGCUGGAGUUCCACAUGAGGUUCUGAAUGCCAAACCUGAAAAUGUGGAAAGAGAAGCUGAAAUUGUAGCUCAAAGUGGUCGUCUUGGGGCAGUUACUAUUGCAACGAAUAUGGCUGGUCGUGGGACUGAUAUUAUCCUUGGUGGUAAUGCAGAAUUUAUGGCAAGGUUGAAGUUACGUGAGAUGUUGAUGCCAAGAGUUGUAAGGCCAAUUGAAGGAGUUUUUGUUUCUGUAAAGAAACCUCCUCCCAAAAAAACAUGGAAGGUAAAUGAGAGCCUAUUCCCUUGCACACUAUCAAAGGAGAAGUUGAAAUUGGCUGAGGAAGCUGUGGAGUUGGCUGCGAAAACAUGGGGCCAAAGGUCACUAACUGAACUUGAAGCUGAAGAGCGGCUGUCAUAUUCUUGUGAAAAGGGUCCCGUGCAGGAUGAAGUAAUAUCAAAUCUGCGCAAUGCAUUUCUUGGAAUUGUUAAAGAAUAUAAAGUUUACACAGCGGAAGAAAGAGACAAGGUUGUGUCAGCCGGUGGACUUCAUGUUGUGGGUACAGAACGUCAUGAGUCACGUCGAAUAGACAAUCAGCUGCGUGGUCGUAGUGGCAGACAGGGAGAUCCUGGAAGUUCCCGAUUCUUUCUAAGUCUUGAAGAUAACAUCUUCCGGAUAUUUGGUGGAGAUCGAAUUCAGGGUUUGAUGAGAGCUUUUAGAGUUGAAGAUUUACCUAUUGAAUCCAAGAUGCUGACGAAAGCACUUGAUGAAGCUCAAAGAAAAGUGGAGAACUAUUUUUUUGACAUUAGAAAGAAACUGUUUGAAUUUGAUGAGGUUUUGAACAGCCAAAGAGAUCGAGUAUACAAUGAGAGGAGGCGAGCCUUAGAAUCUGAAGAUCUACAAUCUCUCCUAAUUGAAUAUGCUGAAUUAACAAUGGACGAUAUACUUGAGGCAAAUAUUGGUUCUGAUGCUCCCAGAGAAAGCUGGGAAUUUGAGAAGCUUAUAGCAAAACUUAAGCAGUAUUGCUAUCUUUUGGAUGAUUUGACCCCAGAUUUGUUGGAAACUAAAUGCUCCAAUUUCGAGGAACUAAGAGACUAUCUUCACCUUCGUGGACGUGAAGCAUACUUGCAGAAACGGGAAAUUGUGGAGAAGGAGGCUCCAGGCUUGAUGAAAGAGGCAGAAAAGUUCCUGACGUUGACCAACGUUGAUCGUUUAUGGAAGGAGCACCUGCAAGCGCUAAAAUUUGUUCAGCAAGCAGUGGGUUUACGAGGAUAUGCACAGAGGGAUCCACUCAUCGAAUACAAACUUGAGGGAUACAAUCUCUUUGUGGAUAUGAUGGCACGAAUAAGGAGAAACGUGAUAUAUUCUAUUUACCAGUUCCAACCUGUAAUGGUUAAGGAUCAAAGGAAUGUAGCGCGUGGGAAAGACGAUAAGCUUGAUUCCAAAGGAAAGGAAAGUGAUUAUAAAAACCCCGAGACAAUAGCCGCUGCCACGCUACCUUCAUCUGCUGUUGGCAGCAGGCAAGCAGCUGAGAAGUAAUUUAUUGUACCUCUGAUGUGCCCUUUUUAUUGCUGGGAACAGGCUGGCAAGUAAAACCAUAUAGUACACAAUGUGCAAGGUGUAAAAUUUGCUGUAAAAUGAUAGAUUGUGGGUGUAAUAAUUCCAAAGGAAAGGAAAGUACUUCUGUAUUCAAUUUAUUUCUGUAUUUCCUUCAACGCGGUUUUGCUUGGACAAUGAAUUGUGUGCAUGGUCACCAUUGCAGCAAAUAUUCCGUCCUUGCUGCCUUGUGUGAAGGAAUCGUGGAAAUGUAAGAGAAACAUGAAAAGAUGGAUGGAUAAGAAAAAUCGAGUUUUUUUAUAUUUUCA